GUUAAAACAAAGUUUUAUGAUAAAGUGACAGGAGUAUCAACAUUUAGGAUUGGUUGGACUUCAAAAGCUGCUGCCAAUCAAAGAGCGGGAAGAGCUGGACGUAUUGCACCAGGUCACUGUUACAGAUUGUAUUCAUCAGCUGUGUUUAAUGAAGACUUUGUGAUGUUUUCCCCUGCUGAAAUUACAAGAAGACCAGUGGAUGAUUUAAUUUUGCAGAUGAAGGAUAUGAACAUCGAUAAAGUAAUCAAUUUUCCGUAUCCAACUCCUCCUGAUGCAGAACAGAUCAAGGCUGCUGAGAAAUUGCUGAUAUCAUUAGGGGCUCUUGCUGUCAAACAUGCACAGAAACCUUUGGUCCUUAAGGGAAGAAAGAGCCCAGUAGAGCCAGUUAGCCAAAUAACUUCCCUGGGGAGAGCCAUGGCCUGCUUCCCUGUGUCUCCCCGCUAUGCAAAGAUGAUGUUAUUGGGACAUCAGCAAGAUCUCCUGCCUUAUGUUGUUGCCAUAGUUGCAGCUCUCUCUGUUGAUGAGGUGUUUGUGGAAUUUCAUAAGGCAGCAACUGAGGAUAAUGUUGAAUUUCAAGAGAAACUGAAGUAUAUGACACAAAUGAAAAGGAUAUGGGCUGGUUCAGAUCACUCUUUCCUACUUGGAGAUUUGAUGGUAUUGCUGAAGGCUGUGGGAGCAUGUGAAUACCAAGGAGCCACUCUAGAGUUUUGUGAAAAACAUGGUAUCAGAUAUAAGGCCAUGAAAGAGAUCAGAAAACUACGAGCUCAGCUGACUAAUUCUGUGAAUGCAAUUAUUUCUGAUGCCAACUUGUGUGUAAACCCCAAAUUGGAUCCCCCAAGUGAUUUGCAGGCCAAACUUCUCAGACAGGUGGUUCUUGCUGGUCUGGUUGAUCAUGUAGCCAAGAAAUGUCCUGAUCCACCCCCAGAUGCAGAUGAAGAAGCAAAAAAAUUGAAGCAUGCUUACUAUUGCACAGAACUGGAGGAACCUGUGUUCAUCCAUCCCCUCUCUGUGCUACACAAACAAAAACCAGAGUACAUAGUGUAUCAACACAUACAAGAAACCUCAAAAGUCUAUAUGAAAGGAAUCACUGCAAUAGAGCCUGAAUGGUUGCCAGUUUUUGCUUCUUACCACUGUGCAUUUUCCAAACCUCUAGAGGAUCCUGAACCUUCUUAUAGUUGUAGCAUGGGUCAG
Messenger RNA from Saccostrea cuccullata (small rock oyster), 1191 nucleotides. Its product is annotated as probable ATP-dependent RNA helicase DHX37. NCBI's taxonomy places the organism in Eukaryota, Metazoa, Mollusca, Bivalvia, Ostreida, Ostreidae. Gene Ontology annotation, cellular component: nucleolus; intracellular anatomical structure. The transcript is spliced from 10 exons. The annotation marks the transcript as partial. Gene Ontology annotation, molecular function: RNA binding; helicase activity. Gene Ontology annotation, biological process: maturation of SSU-rRNA from tricistronic rRNA transcript (SSU-rRNA, 5.8S rRNA, LSU-rRNA). The record is from RefSeq and is a predicted model, not a curated record.